AUGUGGGAAAAGCUAAGUCAUCUUCUCCGGCGAAAAACUGAUCGUUUCUCUUAUCGGGACCUUCUCCAAAUCCACGCCCAACUCAUCACCACUGGCUUCCAUGUGUACCGGUCAUGGCUUCUCGCGUUCUUGGAACUAUGUGCAUCAAAUCCUUCAGCAUUGGAUCAUGCAACUGCUCUUCUGCGCCACAUAAAACACCCUGAUGUUUCCCUGUGGCGUGUUAUGAUCCGGCGAUAUGCUUCGGAUGUCAACCCACACCACUCUCUCUCCUUCUUCAGAGACAUGCUUCGGAUUAAAGGGGAUGCCCAUCUCGAUCCAUUCAUCUGUGCUUCAGUGAUCAAAGCUUGUGGAAAAGUAGCAGCAAUUCGAGAAGGAAAAUCGGUUCAUUGUCAAGUUCUUAGGAUUGGACUGGAUUCUAAUGUCAACAUACUGAACACUCUCAUUCAUUUCUAUUCAAAUACAGCAAACUCUAUUAGCAGAUGCUAUACCCUAUUUGAUAGGAUGCCUCAGAGAACCAUCGUGACAGUCAACUGCAUGAUUUCUGGGUGCAUGAAAAACGAGCUCUUCGAAGUGGGUUUGAGAUUAUUUAAUCAAGUCCAGGGCGGUUCCUUUGAAUUGGGAAUGAAGCCGAAUGAUGUUACGUUGGUGAUUUUGCUAUCUGCCUGUGCUGAAUUUGGUGAUUUGGGCAUUGGAAAAUCCCUCCAUUCGUACUGCUGCAAGGCAAACCUCUGUUUGGAAAUCUCAACCUGUAAUGCACUGAUUAAUCUAUAUUCCAAAUUUGGUUUCAUGGAGGAGGCUACAAGGCUGUUCGGGGAAAUGCCCCAGAGAGAUUUGAUCUCAUGGAAUACCAUAAUCAAAGGGUAUGCCGAGAAUAACGAUUGUAGAAAAGCAUUAGCAUUGUUUAGGGAGAUGAGAGGUGGAGACCUUGAAGGUGAUGGUAUAACUCUGAUUAGCUUGCUUUCUGGUUGCGCUCAGAGUAGAGAUCUUGACAUGGGUAAGUGGGUGCAUGCUUAUCUGAAGAUACGUGGACUGGCUAUCACCAUUCCUGUUGGGACUGCUCUGAUUAACAUGUACUCAAAGUGUGGUUUGAUAGAUUUUGCUAGAAGAGUUUUUGACGAGUUAUCACAUAAAAACAUUGUAUCAUGGAAUUCAAUGAUACAUGGUUAUGUGGAAUGCGGGCUUUUUAAAGAGGCUUUCGGGCUUUUUGAUCUGAUGCGAUGCCAAGGGCUGAAACCGGAUGAAAUAACAAUGCUAGCUCUGGUAUUGGCUUGUCGGAAUUCUGGACAACUGAAUCAUGGCAUUCAAAUCCAUUCUUACAUAGAGAAUAGUGGACUUAAUGGGAAACCCCUUCUGGAUAAUGCUCUUAUAGACAUGUAUGCGAAAUGUGGGAGCAUGAACAGAGCUAAAAGAGUCUUUGAUAAGAUGAAGAUGCUUCAAAGGGAUGUAUUCUCAUGGACAUCGAUCAUUGUGGGACAUGCCAUUAAUGGUCAAGGAGAAGAAGCUCUUAAUGCUUUCCAGCAAAUGCGUGCGGCAAACAUUAAUCCAAAUGCUGUCACGUUCAUUGGAGUAUUGUUAGCAUGUGAUCAUGCUGGCUUGGUGGAGGAUGGGUUUCACUUGUACCAGAGUAUGCUUAAAGUGCAUAAAAUUGAGCCCAGCAUAGAGCACUAUGGGUGCAUGAUCGAUAUGCUGGCAAGAGCCGGCUUGCUGGAGGGGGCACAUGAGUUUGUUAAGAACAUGCCAAUCGAACCAAAUGCAGUUGUGUGGAGGAUGUUAAUUAGUGCUUGCAGGAUUCAUGGGGAGGUUGAUCUUGGAUUGAGCUUGGUGGAUGGGCUGUUAGAGACGAAGAAGUUGCGAGGUACUGAAGAGUAUGUAAUUUCUUCUAAUGUUCUUGCUGAAGCAGGCAGGUGGGAUGAUGUUCUACGUGCUAGAAGGUUGAUGCUAGCACAACAAGUCAUGAAAAAACCGGGAAGAAGUUCAAUUUCAGCUGUGACAGAGUGA
Nelumbo nucifera (sacred lotus) is the source of this 1998-nucleotide messenger RNA. Its product is annotated as putative pentatricopeptide repeat-containing protein At3g05240. Gene Ontology annotation, biological process: RNA modification. Gene Ontology annotation, molecular function: protein binding; RNA binding. NCBI's taxonomy places the organism in Eukaryota, Viridiplantae, Streptophyta, Magnoliopsida, Proteales, Nelumbonaceae. The record is from RefSeq and is a predicted model, not a curated record.